Molecule: messenger RNA, 1806 nt
Organism: Lithohypha guttulata
Lineage: Eukaryota; Fungi; Ascomycota; Eurotiomycetes; Chaetothyriales; Trichomeriaceae
Exons: 3
Coding region: 1-1806 (601 amino acids)
Biological process (GO): branched-chain amino acid biosynthetic process
Cellular component (GO): mitochondrion
Molecular function (GO): dihydroxy-acid dehydratase activity
Source: RefSeq, a predicted model, not a curated record
AUGGAUACCAAAACAGGUGGUUUUCAAGAGCCUCGUUACCUUGAAUUCAAAAAGUCGAACAAGACAGUCAAUGGUCAACCUAUACUGAACAAAUAUUCCACCGAUCUAACCAACCACCAUGACUUCCCAGGAGCAAAGGCUAUGUUGUACGCUGCUGGAAUCCCUGACAGUGAUGCUAUGCACAAUCAACCUCACGUCGGAAUUUGCUCCAACUUCUGGGAAGGCAAUCCAUGUAAUAUGCACUUACACGACUUAGGCAAAGAGGUCAAGAAGGCGGUGAUAAAUAAAGGCAUGCUUGGAUGGCAGUAUAACACCAUUGGUGUUUCUGAUGGUAUUUCCAUGGGGUCAGAUCGCAUGCGAUUUUCCUUGCAGUCUCGAGAGGUCAUUGCGGACUCGGUCGAGACGGUCACAUGUGCUCAAGCGCACGAUGCGUGUAUCACGAUUCCUGGAUGUGACAAGAAUAUGCCUGGUGUAAUCAUGGGGAUAUCAAGACAUAACCGACCGAGCUUGAUGAUCUAUGGUGGCUCAAUAGACAAGGGGUAUUCCAAGGUUCUGAGACGACCCAUCAAUAUUGCGACCUGCUACGAAGCUUUCGGCGCCUACCAAUACAACACCCUCAAACAGCCAUCCGAUGGUGGUGAUCAAUCAGCCACCAAAGACGAAAUUAUCGAGGACAUUGAGAAACAUGCUUGUCCUGGGCAAGGAGCUUGUGGUGGAAUGUACACUGCGAACACUAUGGCAGUAGCUAUCGAGUCCAUGGGUCUGUCCCUUCCAGGUUCGAGCUCGACAUUGGCGAACUCACCCGCGAAGCUAAGAGAGUGCGUAAAAGCCGCAGAUGCAAUCAAGAUAUGUAUGGAGCAAGAUAUUACACCUGACAAGCUAAUCACCAAGCGUUCUUUCGAAAAUGCUCUUGUAAUCACUAUGGCUCUUGGAGGUAGCACCAAUGCUGUGCUUCAUUUUCUUGCUAUGGCAGUAACUGCACGGGUUACUUUGACUCUAGACGACUUUCAGAGAGUCUCAGACAAGAUACCAUUCAUUGCAGAUAUGGCACCGUCUGGAAAGUAUCUCAUGGCGGAUCUGUUCGACAUUGGCGGCAUCCCAGCUGUGCAUAAGUAUCUCAUUGCUGCUGGACUUCUUGACGGUGGCAUUCCGACAGUUACGGGCAAGACGCUUGCUGAGAAUGUAGCAAGCUGUCCUUCCUUACCUCAAGACCAGCUGAUUAUUCGCGAUCUGAAGUCGCCCAUCAAGCGAACAGGACACAUCCAGAUUCUGCGUGGCAAUAUCGCACCAGCAGGCUCUGUUGCCAAGAUAACAGGCAAGGAAGGUCUCAAGUUCACUGGUAAGGCCAUGUGCUUCGACAAGGAGUACCUGUUGAACGAAGCGCUUAACAAUGGUGCAAUUCCGGAUCAUCCAAAUCUUGUCAUUGUAGUACGCUAUGAGGGACCAAAAGGAGGGCCUGGUAUGCCCGAGCAACUGAAGGCUUCGGCAGCUAUCAUGGGGUCUGGUUUGAAAAACGUGAGCAUGAUAACCGACGGACGAUACUCGGGGGCCAGUCACGGCUUCAUCGUUGGCCACAUCACGCCAGAAGCGGCUGUCGGAGGUCCAAUUGCUCUGCUCCAAAAUGGAGAUGAGAUCACAAUCGAUGCAGAAACCAGGACUCUCAGUGUCAACCUCAGCGAUGAAGAGUUGGAUGCUAGACGAGCGAAAUGGACACCUCCUCGGAUGCCAGUAACACGUGGUGUAAUGGCCAAAUAUGCUGCGUUAGUCUCGGAUGCUUCGCAUGGUGCUGUGACAGAUCUCUUUUAA